AUGGAGACUGUCUCAGACUUUGCACUGACAAAGCGAGAACAGUGUCCACAGACGCUGACCCACAUGCCCUUCUCGGAGCUGCAGAGCAAAUUUCACGGGAUUGCUCUGCAGAAGACCAAGUGCAGAAGGAGCGACGUAGGACAGAUGAAUAACGGUACACUCGUCGUUCGUGAAGAGAAGGUUCCGUCACAAAAUGUAGGAAGUGUUGGUUUUGUUGUGCACCCAUCUGUCAUCCAUCUUAUUGAUACUCACGAGAUCUUGUCACUUCAUCUGACCAUUCUUCGCCUCCGGCCUCUGCGCGAAAAAAGCAUCAGCAUCAUCAACUACUAUCCUCCAAAAUCAAACCGAAUUGAACCGAACCGAAUGAAACCGAAUUUGUUGCGUUUUAUGAGGAGCUGA
Molecule: messenger RNA, 399 nt
Organism: Necator americanus (New World hookworm)
Lineage: Eukaryota; Metazoa; Nematoda; Chromadorea; Rhabditida; Ancylostomatidae
Exons: 1
Coding region: 1-399 (132 amino acids)
Source: RefSeq, a predicted model, not a curated record